AUGGGUCGUUUUGAUCGUGAUAACAUUGGCAAAUCGGAACGAAUGCAACUGCUUGCCGAUGCAUCUUUGGCGCAGUUUAUGGAAUUACAUGGCAAUCUUUACAAGCAUUGCACAACUCCUGAUUGCCGUGGUCUUCACCGGGUACGUUUAAUUAUUUUUUCACCACUAUUCACACUUUAUAAGGUGACAGAAGAAGUAUCAUUGGGUCGAUGGAGGACAAGCGAUUUCGCCGAAUUUGCCCAAAUCGGAAUUGUAAAACAGUCAUUGAGAAGCUCGGCGGAUGCAAUCACGUUCAGUGUAUGCAGUGUAAAGUGCACUUCUGCUGGGAAUGCGAGUAUUUCACUGUAA
Messenger RNA from Gongylonema pulchrum, 348 nucleotides. The record is from the annotation of a GenBank genome assembly. Lineage: Eukaryota; Metazoa; Nematoda; Chromadorea; Rhabditida; Gongylonematidae.